CGACCCCGCCCAGCUCCCAGGACUGGGGUUGUUUGUGGCGCGCCCCCGCGGCCGAUCGACUUCCCGCCCUGGCUGGGGAGGCUCAACAUGGCGUUGCUGGGCCGGAUUUGCUAUGCUUGGGGGCCCCAGCUGUCCUACGGCCUCGGUCCUCGGCGGUUUUUCAGCUAUGGAACAAAAGUAUUAUAUCAAAACACCGAAGCUUUACCAUCUAAAUUUUUUCCACCCCUUCAAAAAGCGAUGCUACCACCUAAUAGUUUUCAAGGAAAAGUGGCUUUCAUUACUGGAGGAGGUACUGGCCUUGGUAAAGGAAUGACAACUGUGCUUUCCAGCCUCGGUGCUCAAUGUGUGAUAGCUAGCAGGAACAUUGAUGUUUUGAAAGCUACUGCAGAAGAAAUCUCUUCUCAAACUGGAAAUAAAGUCCAUGCAAUUCAGUGUGAUGUGAGGGAUCCUGCUAUGGUUCAAAAUACUGUGUCGGAAAUGAUUAAAGUUGCAGGGCAUCCUGAUAUCGUGAUAAACAAUGCAGCAGGAAAUUUUAUUUCUCCUACUGAAAAGCUUUCUCCUAAUGCUUGGAAGACCAUAACUGACAUUGUUCUAAAUGGCACUGCCUUUGUGACACUAGAAAUUGGAAAGCAACUUAUUAAAGCACAGAAAGGAGCAGCAUUCCUUGCUAUUACAACCAUCUAUGCUGAGACAGGAUCAGGUUUUGUAGUACCAAGUGCUUCUGCCAAAGCAGGAGUGGAAGCCAUGAGCAAGUCUCUUGCAGCCGAAUGGGGUAAAUAUGGAAUGCGAUUCAAUGUGAUUCAACCGGGGCUCAUAAAAACCAAAGGUGCUUUUACCCGUAUUGACCCAACUGGAACAUUCCAGAAAGAUGUGAUUGAAAGAAUUCCCUGUGGUCGAAUAGGAACUGUGGAAGAACUUGCAAAUCUUGCUGCUUUCCUUUGCAGUGAUUUUGCUUCUUGGAUUAAUGGAGCAGUCAUUAGAUUUGAUGGUGGAGAGGAAUCAUUUAUAUCAGGGGAAUUCAACAGUCUGAAGAAGGUCACCAAGGAGCAGUGGGACACCAUAGAAGGACUGAUCAGGAAGACAAAAGGCUCUUAGAACCACCUUGGUCUGUAUCCAUGGUUACAAAAGUAUCAGUGAAUAGAAAUUAUCCAAAUUGCCUUAUAAUCUUUUAAGUAUUUUCAAGCCUAAUAAACUUUAAAUUAAUCAAUA
Molecule: messenger RNA, 1209 nt
Organism: Choloepus didactylus (southern two-toed sloth)
Lineage: Eukaryota; Metazoa; Chordata; Mammalia; Pilosa; Megalonychidae
Gene: DECR1
Product: 2,4-dienoyl-CoA reductase 1
Exons: 10
Coding region: 88-1095 (335 amino acids)
Biological process (GO): fatty acid beta-oxidation
Cellular component (GO): mitochondrion
Molecular function (GO): 2,4-dienoyl-CoA reductase (NADPH) activity
Source: RefSeq, a predicted model, not a curated record